GCGGCGCGGGGGCAGCUGAGGAUGACGGCACCGAGAGCCGCGCACCUGGCGGGGCUCGAGAUGCUCUGGAGGCGAUUUGUGCCCAAGGCUCCGGUUACCGAUCUGCCAGGGCUAUGAGAGAGCGCGGCCCGCAGAGCCUCUGUGCACACGUCCUGUACGUGGGGCUGCUGCGACACCCGGGGAUGCUGCACAGGGCCAAGUACAGCCGCUUCAGGAACGACUCCGUAACGUCUCUGGACGAAGGGCCGCAAAACAUCAAAGGUUCCUCCUCCUCCUCCCACCCUUCAGCACCCAGCCUGCUGGCAGAGGACGUCCCGCUGGGUCCGCAGGACACCUGCACCACGCUGUGCGCGCUGAUCCCGCGCAUGGCCAACAUUAAACUCGCCAACCCCUCCGCUCUGCCCGGCCUGAAGAGCUUCUGCCUGGGGAGCAAGGAGGUGCCGAGGACCAAACUGACUGAGUGCGUCACCGUCCCUGGCGGCCCCUCCUCGCCUGAGCUCGGCUGCCUCUCGGCCUCGUACCCUCAGCCCGGCACGGAGGGGCCACACCUGACCGCGAGGCCCGCGGGCGGCUGCGCCGGGCGGGGAGCGGCGGAGGCGGUGGGCAGGCUGGGAGGCAGCCUCGUGCCCAGCGGGGAGAGUGCGGAGGAGCCGGGCACAAGCUACGGUGUGAGGUACAUGGGCUGUAUUGAAGUGCUGCAGUCAAUGAGGUCCCUGGACUUUGGCACACGAACACAAGUCACCAGGGAAGCAAUAAGCCGACUGUGUGAAGCCGUAUCAGGUACAAAUGGAGCGAUAAAAAAGCGGAAGCCUCCGGUUAAGUUUCUGUCUUCUGUACUUGGCAAAAGUAACCUUCAGUUUUCUGGCAUGAACAUAAAGCUGACCAUUUCAACAAACAGCCUCACACUGAUUAACACUGACACGCAGCAGAUUAUUGCCAACCAUCACAUGCAGUCCAUCUCAUUUGCUUCUGGAGGUGACCCAGAUACAACGGACUAUGUUGCAUAUGUAGCAAAAGAUCCUGUUAAUCAGAGAGCAUGCCACAUACUGGAGUGUCCCAAUGGGAUGGCACAGGAGGUGAUAAACACCAUAGGGCAGGCUUUUGAGCUCCGGUUCAAACAGUACCUGAAGAACCCAUCCAGCCUGGUGACUUCUAAUGAAAGUGAGGCAGUGAGUGCUGAUGGAUCAGCUGGGAAUUUACAGGAGAGGGAGGAUCAUGAAUAUUACAAUGAAAUUCCAGGGAAAGAGCCUCCCACUGGUGGAGUAUUAGACAUGCGAAUGAAAGUGCCAACAGACCAAAGGUCUGGCUGUUUUAUACAGUGCAAAAAGCAGCACUGCUUGACAGGCAGCCCGACAUCCAUCAACGUAUAUGAAAAUUGCCCAGAAGAAAACAAAACCAUGGGUUCUUGUGGUGAAAGAUCACAGAAGACAAAGAAAGAUGCAACAUUACUGAAGUCUGCCUACAGAACAGAUCUUUUCGAUGAUCCGUGUUACAUCAACACGCAGGCCCUGCAAUCUGCAGUCUGUGCAGCCCGGGGUACAGCAGCAACGCAGAUCGCUGGCAGCCCACUGAGUCACACAAAGUUACCAGAAACUGUGCAGCAGAGUGCCACAAGCAACACAGCUGGUCUCUGUGUUCUGCCACAAAUAAAACAACAGCUAAGGAAUGAAGAUUGUUACCAUGGCAAAUUAAACAGGAAAGCAGCAGAGAGCCUCUUAGUCAACGAUGGGGAUUUUUUGGUGCGAGAGAGCACAUCAUCACCUGGUCAGUAUGUCCUCAGUGGACUUCAGGGAGGGCAAGCAAAGCAUCUUCUCUUGGUGGAUCCUGAGGGCAAGGUGAGAACCAAAGACCAUAUAUUUGAUAGCGUGGGUCACCUUAUUCAAUAUCAUAUGGAAAAUAAUUUGCCAAUCAUCUCUUCUGGAAGUGAAGUGAGCUUGAAGCAGCCUGUAAGGAAAGAGAGUAAUAUGGGACACUUGCAUUAUCACAAAUAAUCCCUUGGAUCUCACAAACCCCAAGACAAUUUGUAUCUGGAAACUUCAUUGACUAUUAUAAAACUUCAUAUUACGAAGACAGUUCAAAAGGAAUAGACUGCACUUUCUACUGCUGUUCCAGAAGAUAUCCUUUUGUGUGUGUGUAUAUAUGAAUAUAUGUAUAUGUGUAUAUCUAUGUAGAUCUAUAGAGAUCAAUAAGCAUAGUUAUAUAGAUAUAUAUAAUCUUAACAAAAUUACACCUUCAGAGUGUGAGAUUCAUUUGCGAGAGGAUAUUUUAGACAUGCACAAAUGUCACUUUCAAGGUCAUACUGAAUCAGUAACUAUUUAAAAGCACAAUCAAACCUCUACAUGUAAAAGCUCACUUGAAUGAACCACUGGAACAUUAGUACGUGCCUUUUAGGUUAGAGUUAUUGGAAACCAAUAUUAUUUAUACUGAAUUAGUUUUGGAUGGUUAAACAAACAUGUCUAACCUUUUCGCUAUUUGCCAAAACAAAUGCAAUUUGAAUAUUGCUAAAAUAUCACCUGCUUUCAAUAGACACUAACAAUCUCAUUUUGCUUGUAACAGCACUUUACUAGCAAGUAAUGUUUGAAAUGAAUGGUGUUCACAAUACAAAAAGAUUGUAUGGUUUCUUGAUUAUUUUUUAUCACUGACAACUCAAAGACUGAGAUUAUGCAAUAUUUACAGAGUUGAAAUUGAUACGUGUAAUAUAAUUUUGGAAUAGAACUUACUAAGGGGCAAGCAUGCUAGAUCCUAAUAUUUUUGUCUUGCAUAAAAUUUUACUAUUAUUACCAAUUAAUACCGGAGUAAUCUCUUUUUAAAAGUAGGCUAAAUAUAUUUUCAUUAAUUACAUAGCUGUUUACAAGCUAGAAAAGCUGAACAAAACUAAUGAUACAUUUUGAGAGAAAACUAUUUAAAAGACUGUUUGAACUGUGCAUGUGCCCUUAUUCAGUAUUCUUUCCAAAACAAUAUAUGAUUUCCUCUUUAUUCACGUAGAGUUCAAUUGUUCCUAAAGUCUUUUAAAGGAAAAUUAUCUAUUGUUUGGUCACAAUAAAUAAUCUAAAUACAAACACUCGUAUAUUCCCAGUUCACAUUAGUUUCUUGGGCUUCCUGUUGAAGAAACUGAUUUAGUAGGUAACUGAAAAAAAGGGAAGAUAGAUCUGGGAAAUUAGACUGAAAGUCCAGGUAAUAGCCUGAGAAAGUUGUACGUUUAAGAUAAGUAAUGUCUUCUGGCACUGGCAGGGACAUUCUCUGUCUCCUAGCCUACCAACAUAGUUCUGUCAGGUAGACAGUUUUUGACCAAUUAGCAGAAGAAAAUAUUUGACUAUUAAGAAAAAGUUAUCUUCAUGUUAAAUGGGACAGUAUAGUAAGAGCUCUGUCCUCUGGAAAACAAAAGGAGUCAUUUGGACUAAAAAAUUGAGGACAUAAGCUUUCUUAGAGAAUAUGAUGUAAAGAGCCACAUUUAGAGCAGUCCAUAAUUAGCUUUACUCUUCCUCAGCUAAGCAGGCACAAAAUAUGCUUCAUUCCUUGAGAACAACAUGAUAUUACAUAUAACUGAAGAGGUGAGAAGCUUUAAAAUAUUGGUGCCUGAUCUCCUUGGAUAAUACUCUGGCAUUAAGAAAAAAAAAAAAAAGAGAAAAAAAAAAGGUCCCUAAAAGAAGUUCUUGCUAAAGUUUUGUACCAGCGCAAGGUCAGAUGGACAGAAACUCUAAGUUUGGGAUAGUAAAUGCCUGCAUAGUUUCCUUUCUAUUCUUAGGUCUUACUGAACUUCAUACAGUGUAAAAUGCUUGAUGUGAGUUCACUGAUCAAACUGAAGCAAAAAUAGCUACUUCUGUGGUAUGCCAAGGGGACAGGAAGACCUGCAUAAGGUGACUUUGAUGUUUUCAUCAAAGGUGAAUUUUCUAACAGGUCAUAGAAAGCAAAUAUGCUGAACUCUGUUUUGUAACAAAAAUCACAGCUACUGGUGACUAGAAUAAUACUGUUUUGAGUUGGGAUAGCUUGAGUUCAAAGCUGUAUUAAUUUGGCACUCAAAAUACUGACUUAAGAACUUUUUCACUCCAUCAAUUUUCACUUUACCAGUGCAAAAACAUCCCGAGUGUGUAUGUGACAUUUGGAACACUGUGUAACAAAGUCUUGCUCUAUGAAUACCACAAACUGAAACAAAAGUAAGACCAGAAUCUUUAUUUUGUUGCUCCUGAAUCAUUUGUGUAUGAAGUAAAACUAUGAAGGAAAAGGGAAAGAAGUGUGAAUUAACAGGGCAGUGUUGCAACAGUGUAGUGAUUGAUUUAACACUGAUCACAGCUAAGUACUCCUCCUUAACAGAAUGGGAGAGUGAAAUAUAUGAUAGAGAAAGGGUUUGUGGGUUGAGAUAAAGACAGGGAGAUCACUCACCUAUUACUAUAGUGGGCAAAACAGACUCAGCGUAAGGGCAAUUGAUGCAAUCUGUUGUCUAUUAAUAACAGACUGUAGAAGCGAGAACUAAAAUCAAGGCAAAAACACCAUCCACCCCUUCUACCCUCCUUCUUCCUGAAUGGCACAGAGGAACAG
This is a messenger RNA of Centrocercus urophasianus (Greater sage-grouse), 4536 nucleotides long. RefSeq names its product SHC adaptor protein 4 (gene SHC4). The transcript is spliced from 13 exons. Gene Ontology annotation, biological process: intracellular signal transduction; cell surface receptor protein tyrosine kinase signaling pathway. The record is from RefSeq and is a predicted model, not a curated record. Bases 114 to 1991 code for a protein of 625 amino acids. Gene Ontology annotation, cellular component: plasma membrane. Gene Ontology annotation, molecular function: receptor tyrosine kinase binding. NCBI's taxonomy places the organism in Eukaryota, Metazoa, Chordata, Aves, Galliformes, Phasianidae.